Messenger RNA from Cryptomeria japonica (Japanese cedar), 1017 nucleotides. RefSeq lists its product as uncharacterized. The record is from RefSeq and is a predicted model, not a curated record. Lineage: Eukaryota; Viridiplantae; Streptophyta; Pinopsida; Cupressales; Cupressaceae. The transcript is spliced from 2 exons. Bases 185 to 730 code for a protein of 181 amino acids.
AGAUUGACCAUGAUAAGUUCAAACAGUUGGAAGAAUUACUACUAGCUCUUGAUCUUCUCAAUCCAAUUCAUCCUUCCCUCACCCAUUUGUUGGAAUGUAAGAGGGCUUAACAACAAAACCUGGAUAAAAUUUUGUUAGAAGAUUGAUUAAAUAACAUAACUCUUAUCAAAGAUUCAAGAGAACAAUGUCAUGUGUUUGCGAUGCCGCUAGGGUUUCCUCGGCUGUGCCUGCCGACUCUGAUGCGACCGUGGUUGGCAAUCGUUCAUCGCCCUCUUUGACGGCCAAAGGGAAUAAGAUCCCUGCCGAUGCUGUUGCGGCUGUGGACGCUCGCUCGUCGCCUUCUUCGACGGCAAAUGAGAAUGUACUCAGUAGAUCUCAUGCUCGGACCUCUCCUACUACUAAGGGGGAUAAGGUUGUUAGGGCUUCCUCGGGUGCGACGGCUAGGGGAAAGUGUCCCAGUGUGGUCUUGGCGAAUGCUUCAAGGGACGCUAAUGCUGCAAAGAAGAUGCCUUCUUCUGAGCUUAGGCCUGUUCUGGUUUCAAAUCCCAUCUCCAUAACGUUGGAUGAAGAUAUUGAGAUGGAGAUAGAUCACAACUCCUCUAUUUUCUCCAAGCAUGCUCUGAUUUGUCGAUUCAAAGGCAUCUGGCCCAGUCUCCCAGAGCUACACGACUGGAUUCUGCAACAUUGGGAACCUCUUUUGGCGGGUACAAUUCAGGAUUUCAGGUGCUAGGAGGACGAAGGAACAAAUAAAACAAGCCAGACGCUAUCAACAAAUCCUAAAGGCAGAAAAGAAGAUACUAGAUCUAGAGGACCGACCAACCAUUGAUAGAUACAAGAGCCUAGUUCUCUCGUAUAGAGUAAAAUAUGAUUUACUUAACAUAGAGUGGAUGAUGAGAGAUCUUGCUAGGGCAUCACAAUCUGUUUUGCAGGUUCUAGAUCAUAAUUAACUUUUUAUUUUUAUUUUUUGUUUGGUCUGUUUGUGUAUCACACAUUCACCUAGAUAUAAUCACGCAAUCA